AGCUCUGACCCAAGCCAGUCCCGUGCAGUAUACUUCCCAGCAGAGCUCCGCGGCGACAGCGCGUGCACCUGCCUCCUUGUCGGGAGCGACGCGCCCGGGCAGCCCCACGAUUGCCGACCAUGAACGGCGCCGGGAAGAUCCACCCGUCCUUCACCCAGCGCGCCCCGAGCCAGCACCCACCGCCUCCCCCAGCCAGCUGGUCGAUGAGGCAGCCGACGCGCGGCGCCGAAGAGCUGCGCCUCCGCCAGGGCGUGGGCCCCGACCUGCCGCCCGAGCCCACUCCGCAGCGCGCACUGGAGCCGGAGGCGGAGCCACAGCUGCCAAGGCCCAGCGCCUUCUGCCACUGGUGCGGUGCGCGGGUGGCCGCCCCGCUGGCCGCCCCCCGCUUCUGCGCCAGCUGCGGCGGCGGGCUCCGCGACCACGGUGCCCCCGCCGUGCUGCUGCGCUCCGCCGCGGCCGCCCGCAGCGCGCCGCCUGGGGCCUGGCAGUGCGGCCCCAGGCCGCCCGCCGCCACGGGCGCCCGCGGGCCCGGCGCGUGCUGGGCCGCGCCAGGCGCCCCGCCAGCGCCGCCCCCGCCGGGCGUCCCCGCGUGCCCAGGGCGGCCGGCCGCGGCCCUGCCCGCGCCCAGCCCGCUGGUGGAGCCUGGCCGCCCGGGGACCGGCGCGUUGCCGGGCUCGUGGUGCGCCCCGCGCGCGGCGGAGCCUGAGGCGGCCGCCCUGCACGCGGCGCUCCCCAGCGAGGGCUCCGCCCUGCAUGCGCAGGGCCGCUGCAAGCCGUGCGCCUUCGUGGACACCACGGGCUGCGAGAAUGGAUCGCGGUGCAAGUUCUGCCACAUCUGCGACGAGGACGACAGGCGCAGGCGCAGGGCCGCAAAGCGCAGCGUGGCGCAGGCAGUGAAGCGGCGCCAAGUGGCAAAAGGUCGCCGCUCAUCCCCGAUGGCCCAGAGGGCAGCUUGCCUGCGCUGCGACGUGGACAAGCAGUGCGAGGGCGCCGGGCGGCACGUCUCCAGGGUCGCGGAUGCGUCCGAGGCGACCAUCCGAUGCCAGCCCAGGAUGACACGUUGCCCCAACCUGGGCGCGCACGAGCCAGUUCGCACAGGGGGGCCAGGACCAGCAGUGCCGUCCCCGCCCAGCUUCACCGAGGAGCUGUCCUCGGAGCAGCGCUGGGCGCUGACGGUCAAGCCGAAGGCCUGCCUGCCCGACGACGUGGACGAGCUGCGCGAGGGCGCCGAGCCGCACCCUCGCGCCGCCGUGGAGGCGCCCGACGAGGGCCCCGCGCAGGCGAAGAUCCCGUCCGGCUUGGGCGCAUGCGGCACCCUCUGGAGAGGGGCGCUGGGCGCAGCAGUGCCCCUGCCGACGAGGCUGAUCGGGGACCUGUCGGCGGAGCAGCGGCGGGCACUGGGCGUCAGGUUGGAGCAUGGCCCGCUCGACGAGGACGACGACAACGACGGUUACGAGCUGCAGCAGGGCGCCUGGAUCUCGCUGUAG
This is a messenger RNA of Prorocentrum cordatum, 1487 nucleotides long. Lineage: Eukaryota; Dinophyceae; Prorocentrales; Prorocentraceae. The record is from the annotation of a GenBank genome assembly.